This is a messenger RNA of Leguminivora glycinivorella, 1322 nucleotides long. RefSeq lists its product as uncharacterized. NCBI's taxonomy places the organism in Eukaryota, Metazoa, Arthropoda, Insecta, Lepidoptera, Tortricidae. The record is from RefSeq and is a predicted model, not a curated record. The transcript has 2 exons. Bases 194 to 994 code for a protein of 266 amino acids.
AGAACAAUUAUUGUUCAAAUUAACAUUAAAUAGGUACCUACAAUUCAAUUAUUAAUUAAUAUUAUCAAAAUUACAGCUUUUAUUUGUUUUAAGGUCAAAGCAUCAUUACAAAAUCAACAGCAAAUACAACAUCAUUGGCAAAAAAUACAUUUGAAAAAUUACAUUUUUGUGGUGCAUUUGAAAGUGUGUCACUAUGUGUCGUGCACUAUCGGUGAUUGUUGCCACUUUGGUGCUUCAAACAUUAUGGAGCUCUGCACUCUCCUUUCUGCUGGAUGUGAGCACAGUGGCCCCCAGCAUCGUCGACCAAGCUGUGGUGAAUCAGAACGAAUAUUGCUACUCCUGCGUCAAAAUCGAGAACGUCUGCUACAACCACACAGAGUUGUUUGAGCUCCACGCCCCCUUCGGUGAAAACCCCAUCGUCCAAAGGAUGAGCAUUAUGAAGUCUACUCACUUUCUGUACUACACCUUCGAACCGCAGAUCAGUGAUAAAGAAUACUCCAAUAUUGGCUUCGUAUCGUUACGCUAUCCCACUUUAUUUGGCGUCAUCCCUGGUGUCCCUGGCUGGCAGUUCAACUUUGGGCCCUUUGAUAUAAACCAGAAAGAGAAAAAAAUAUACAUAGGUGGUACCGAAGGUAUAUGGGUUGUUGAUGAUUCUAGACAUAGUCCAAAGUAUUUCGGUUUGAUGCCGAAUGUGAUCACUGAUCUUGCUGUAAAGGAUUAUAUGUAUUUUACUACGUCAGAUAAUAAUGGAAUAUGUAAAUAUGUGGACGGAUAUUAUGUAGUUCAAUUAGGAGAUACAAUGAUAAAGAAGUUUGUUCUGGAUGCAGGGUCUAAUGUUGUGUAUUUAAAUGGAACUGGUUUGUGGAUUUCAUUUAGAAGUAAAAGCCAGAAAGACGUAAGAUUAUCAACUGAACGGUUCAUCAGAGGUUUGACUGUUGAUAUGAAGGGAACAGUGUACGCCUGGCAUGUAGAUGGGAUAUAUAAAGUGACUUAGGUAAAAUUUUCGCGCAGUCUACAUUGAAACGCGUAACUGGUAUAGCUCCCGACGCUAUGACUUUCGAUGAGUCAAACAACAUCAUAUACUCGAUCGGAAAAAAGUUGUAUAAGUUGUCUAAAGUUGCUACCACAAAGUGUUUUAGUUGGUAAUUCUAUUAAUAAGACGUAUGUCUACAAUCAAAAUCUAGUACAUUACUCUCUUAAGUUUUGUAUUUUUAGUGGUGGGUUAAAAUUAAUUGAAUGUAUAAAAUACGCAAAUAAGGCCCACUUGCACCAACCAAGCAAGAGUAAAUAGGUAUCUCAUAGGUAAGCGUGCUCCACCGUAG